AUGGCUUGGCGGCAAAAGGCGCGCGGCGUGCACGGUAGAAUUUUUGCUCCAGCCGCGCGAAGGCUAGAACCACCGCCGUUCCCGACGCCGCCCCCGCCCCCGCCCCCGCGCGCUAGCCGCCGCUCCCGGCGCCGCUCGGUCCCGCCCCCGCCCCCGCCCCACGAGCUCGCGGCCGCCCCCGAGCCGGGCGGGGCGCCGCGCCCGUCCAAGCGCGCGCACCGGGAGGCCCUCGAGGCCGCGCCGUCGGGGAUCGUCUCCGGCCUCGACCUCGGCCUCCUCAACUCCUCCCGUCCAAGCGUGCGCACCGGGAGGCCUUCUGCCGCACUCCAGUUUGCACAUUUUGGUCUGCCCCAAGUUCCUGAUCGCAAUGGAAGCGUCUCCAGGAACCACCCGCCUACCUUGACAUCCGCUUCCCAGCAGCCACCUCUCGACGAUGGCGCAACCAGGUUGUACAUGACGUAUGUUUGCCCGUAUGUGCAUCGAGCAUGGAUCGCGAGGAAUUUCAAGGGUUUGCAGCACAAGAUCUUGCUUGUCCCCAUCGAUAUGGCGGACAGGCCAGCGUGGUUCAGUAAGAUUUAUCCCGAGAAUCAGGUACCCUGCCUAGAGCACAACAACAAAAUGAUAGGUGAGAGUUUGGAUUUGAUCAAGUACAUGGACAACAACUUCGAAGGCCCCAAAUUGAGUCAUGAUGAUCCUGAAAAGCAAGGGUUUGCAGAAGAACUGCUGGCUUAUUCAGACACCUUCAAUCAAGCAAUGAUGUCGGCAUUGAAAGACAAGGGGACAGUGACUGCUGAUGCCGAAGCUGCUCUCGACAAAAUAGAAGUCUCCCUUUCAAAAUUUGGUGAUGGGCCUUUCUUCCUCGGACAGUUCAGUCUAGUGGACAUCGCAUAUGCACCAUUUGUUGAUGGAUUCCAGGUAUUCUUCGUCAACAUAAAGAACUAUAAUACCAUCGCAGGAAGGCCUAACAUGCAGAGAUUCAUCAAGGCUGGAACCGCCGCCGUUCCCGACGCCGCCCCCGCGCGCUAG
This is a messenger RNA of Hordeum vulgare subsp. vulgare (domesticated barley), 1026 nucleotides long. RefSeq names its product protein IN2-1 homolog B-like. The record is from RefSeq and is a predicted model, not a curated record. The transcript is spliced from 10 exons. Gene Ontology annotation, molecular function: glutathione transferase activity. Bases 1 to 1026 code for a protein of 341 amino acids. Lineage: Eukaryota; Viridiplantae; Streptophyta; Magnoliopsida; Poales; Poaceae.